Messenger RNA from Jatropha curcas, 1963 nucleotides. It is a transcript of the gene EMB975, whose product is annotated as Tetratricopeptide repeat (TPR)-like superfamily protein. Gene Ontology annotation, molecular function: protein binding. The record is from RefSeq and is a predicted model, not a curated record. Lineage: Eukaryota; Viridiplantae; Streptophyta; Magnoliopsida; Malpighiales; Euphorbiaceae.
AUGACUCCUCACAACACCUGCCACGGCUACUUCUGGGCCGGGACACCAACAUCACAUCCAUAAAGAAUUUUAAAAUCAGUAUAUUUGAUGCAAUCCUCUGUUAAAAACGGCGCUGAGAACUGAUAGGGGGACCAUGGACUUCUAGGAGGGAUUUUUUUAUUUUAAUUGGCCGCAAAUAUCUGCUUCCAGGAGUGAAAUUUCGUAGUUUAGUCAGCUGAUUAGAAUUACCAAGAAAGCAGAUGGCACACCAAGUGUUCGACAAAAUUUCUGUUAGUCGUGACCGUGUAUAUUUAUUCGUUAAUAGCUGCAAUGCCUAACUUCUUAUUAUUAUUAGUUUUUUGGGACUACUAAUGGACUGUAAAUUUUUGUCGAUGAGCCUGUAUUCCAUAUCGCCAUGGGGCAGUAAGUUAUCAAAGAAGAGAAGUGGGAUAACUAUAACUACAAUGACAUAUUCAAAGAAAAAAACACACUACAGAAAGCUGCCCAAAAACCUUCGUUCUCCAAGACGAUCCAAGCUUCCUCCCGACUUUGGGGUUAACUUAUUCCUGAAAAAGCCAAGCAGUGGCGUCGACAACUCGCAAAUGAAUUCAAUUGUAGACGACGAUGGCGAUUUAACUGAAGAAGAAGGUGAGGAACAGGAGCAACUUGGUGAUAUUGUUUGGGAAUCAGAUGAAAUUGAAGCAAUAUCAUCUCUUUUUCAAGGAAGGAUUCCUCAAAAGCCUGGAAAAUUGAAUAGAGAAAGACCUCUACCGCAUCCGCUUCCUUACAAACUAAGACCUCUGGGACUCCCUACUCCAAAGAGACGCAUGAAAAAUGCUUCUCCAUUGGUAUACUCUUCUCGAGCAUCUACAUGUGAGCAAGUUUACAAAAAUCCAAGAUUUCUCAUCAGUUUAGCCAAGCAGAUCAAAUGCCUCAAUCCAGAUCAAGAUGCUUCCUUUAUUUUAGACGAUUAUACUCGUUUCUUGCGUAAGGGGUCCUUGUCGCUAACAAUUCGAGAAUUGGGUCAUAUGGGACUUCCUGAACGAGCUCUGCAGACCUUCUGUUGGGCUCAGAAACAACCCCAGCUUUUCCCUGAUGAUCGGAUCUUAGCUUCCACUGUUGAGCUCUUGGCCAGAAGUCAAGACUUGAAAGUGUCAUUUGACUUUCAGAAGUUUACUGGUUUGGCAAGUCGUGGUGUGAUUGAAGCUAUGGUUAGAGGUUUCAUUAGAGGUAGAAGUUUACACCUAGCUUGGGAACUUCUGUUAGCUGCCAAGCAUGAUAAUAGAAUGUUAGACCCCAGCGUGUAUGCUAAGUUGAUAUUGGAGCUUGGAAAGAACCCGGAUAAGCACAUAAUUGUUUCACAGUUGCUGGAUGAUCUUAGCGAAAGAGAAGAUUUGAGCUUAAGCCAUCAGGAUUGUACUGCUAUAAUGAAAGUUUGCAUUAGGCUUAAAAAAUUUGAGUUAGUAGAGACACUAUUUGGUUGGUUUAAACAAUCCGGACGUGAGCUAAGCGUGGUUAUGUACACUACUUUGAUUCAUAGUCGUUAUUCUGAGAAGAAAUACAGGGAGGCUUUAGCUGUGGUUUGGGAAAUGGAGGGCUCAAAUUGCCUCUUUGAUCUCCCUGCUUAUCGUGUUGUUAUAAAGCUUUUUGUUGCUUUGAAUGAUCUCUCAAGGGCUGCAAGAUAUUUUUCAAAACUGAAGGAAGCAGGUUUCUCUCCAACUUACGACAUAUAUAAAGACCUGAUUACAGUUUACAUGGCUUCUGGGAGGCUGGCAAAGUGUAAAGAGAUCAGGAGGGAAGUAGAGAUGGCUGGAUUCAAGUUGGACAAACAAAUGACCUCGGCUUUAUUACAACUUGAAAGAGAAUCAAGGUGAAAAAAAACCAGAAUAUUAAAAUCUCGCUUGUUUUAGAAACAAGAGGCCGCCGCUUGUCAGAGAGCGAUGCUUAUCCAUUUGAAAUUCUACUAACGUUUUCUUAUACGAAA